Molecule: messenger RNA, 2454 nt
Organism: Pleuronectes platessa (European plaice)
Lineage: Eukaryota; Metazoa; Chordata; Actinopteri; Pleuronectiformes; Pleuronectidae
Gene: tmem116
Product: transmembrane protein 116
Exons: 11
Coding region: 13-1077 (354 amino acids)
Biological process (GO): adenylate cyclase-activating G protein-coupled receptor signaling pathway
Cellular component (GO): plasma membrane
Molecular function (GO): G protein-coupled receptor activity
Source: RefSeq, a predicted model, not a curated record
CUCCAGCAGGACAUGUCCAACAUCUCCGAGAGCAACACGACGGCCGCGGUCGACUGGUCUGAGGUGUAUGAAGCCGUCAGGUGCGUCCAGCUGGUCACGGCUCUGCUCAGUGUUCUGGGCUCGGGCUCCGUCAUCGUCUGUGUGAUGUCACAGAGACUCAGCCGGAGGCCGGAGCUUCAGCCUCUUCUCCUGCUCGGCGUGUCCGACCUGCUGCUCGCCCUCUGCUGGCUGAUCGGAGCCGCUGCGUUCUCCGAGCGCUGCAGCGGCCUCAACACACACUGCUACAACCUGCACACUGUGGAGCAGGUGCUCUACAUGUCCUCGUUCUUCUACACACUGAACUACAUGUGGAACCUCUACAGAGGAGUGAGAGAGAAGCUCUACAGCUGCCUGGAGGGAUACUCUGUACAGUUCUCCAACAGAGUGAGAACAGCUGAUCAAACCACGGCUCUGCUCUCAGGGCUGCUCCCUCUGCUGCUCAUGACGCCCGUCUUCAUUCAGGGAAACCUCAGCCAAUGUCAGACCAACUUCAGUGAGCCGUACAGGUGUCUGCUGAUGGACACUGGAGCGCUGUACCUGACCUCAGAGCUCCAGCAGCCAAUCAGAGCCUGCCGCCUGCUGCACACCUACGCCAUCGCCGUCUUCCUCAUCACCUUCGUCCUCACGCUCCUCAUCAUCACCGUCGUCAUGGUGAAAGCGCGUCGCCUCUACAGGCGGGUUGUGGCCUCCAGCGGUUACCUAGGCAGCGAGCAGCGGACCUCUUUCCGUGUGAUGGACAGACGGACGCUGCUCCACCCACUCGUCUUCGUCCUCUGCUGGGGACCAGCCGUGGCCCUGGCCUUCCUGCGGCUGGUGAAGCCGUCAGCGUCUCGGGGAGAAUCCGCGGCCGUCCUCUACGUCUCACAGACCUUCACCUCGGCCUCGCAGGGUUUCCUCAACUGUCUGGUCUACGGCUGGAUGCACACGAGCCUUCGCCGCGCCGGCAGGUCCAUUCUGUCUCGGGACGUGGACACUCAGACGCCUCUGCUGUCCUCACAGAAGAAGAAAAACUACCUGGCACUGCCCAACAUCAGCUGAGAGAGACAGACAGCGAGGGACAAACUGUCACUACACCUGCAGUAAAGACACCAGAGGAAAGUCUGAACUUUCACUUUCCACUGAGGGAAACCCCAGAGGACACGAGGCGUCCACCUGCCAUGUGGAACCUCUGAAAAGAGGAAGAAGAAGAACCGGGGGGGUUUACCUCAAGAGGAAGAAGGACAGAAACAGGAUUUGAAAGAGACAGACGGCUGCCUCCUUAUAUUGGUUUGCUCCAGGUCAUGUGACACCUGCUGCUCAGCGUCAGUACGACAACAUGAAUCUUCAGUUUGUGAACAGAAGCAGAAAACAUCAUAUUUUAAUGAGUUUAGUCUGAAAACAUAUAAAAACAUCUUGAGUUCAUCAGAUGUAGAAACUUUGACUUUCUGGCUUUUCAAAUUAAAAGUCUUCAGCGGUGUGAGGAGUUCGUAGCAGAAUGUUCUGAUGAAGGUCAAAGGUCACAGUGGAGAGAGAGAGAGAGAGGGGGGGGGGGAUGGAUGGAUGGAGAGAGAGAGAUAGAUGGAUAGAGAGAGAUAGAUAGAUAGAUAGAUGGAUAUAUAUAUAUAGAGAGAGAGAGAUAGAUAGAUGGAUAGAUGGAUGAUAGAGAGAUAGAUAGAUAGAUGGAUACAUAUAGAGAGAGAUAGAAAUAUGGAUAGAUAGAGAGAGAGAGAUAGAUAGAUAGAUGGAUGGAUAGAUAGAGAGAUGGAUAGAGAGAGAGAGAGAGAUAGAUAGAUGGAUAGAAGGAGACAGAGAUAAAUAGAUGGAUAAAUAGGGAGAGAGAGAGAGAGAGAGAUAUGGAUAGAUGGAGAGAUAGAUAGAUGGAUGGAUAGAAGGAGAGAUAGAUAGAUAGGUGGAUGGAUAGAUAGACAGAUAGAUAGAUAGAUGAUAAAGAGAGAGAUAGAUAGAUAGAUAGAUGGAUGGAUAGAUAGAGAGAUAGAUAGAUAGAUAGAUAGAUAGAUAGAUAGAUAGAUGGAUGGAUGGAUGGAUGGAUAGAUAGAGAGAUAGACAGAUAGAUAGAUAGAUGAUAAAGAGAGAGAUAGAUAGAUAGAUAGAGAGAUAGAUAGAGAGAGAGAUAGAUAGAUGGAUAGAGAGAUAGAUAGAUGGAUAAAGAGAGAGAUAGAUAGAUAGAUAGAUGGAUGGAUAGAUGGAGAGAUAGAGAGAUAGAUAGAUAGAUGGAUAGAUAGCUAGAGAGAUAGAUAGAUGGAUAGAUAAAUAGAUGGACAGAUAGAUAGAUAGAUGGAUAAAGAGAGAGAUAGAUAGAGAGAUAGAUAGAUGGAUGGAUAGAUGGAGAGAGAGAUAGAUAGAUGGAUAAAGAGAGAGAUAGAUAGAUGGAUGGAUAGAUGGAGAGAUAGAUAGAUGGAGAGAUAGAGAGAUAGA